CGGCGCCGUUGCGGCGGGACCGGGGCCUCCCGAAGGAUCCCGGCGGAUCCCGAAGGAUCCCGGUGCUGCCGGCAGGGGCGGCAGCAGCCCCCCCGCGCUCUCAGAGCCUCCCGAAGCGGCGGGCGCGGCCGGUGUCCCCGCGCUCGCUGCCUGCCGCCGGUAUCCAGGGACUCGGCUCCGUUGCUGAGGGCCCGGCCAUGGUGCGGCUGCACGUCAAGCGCGGCGGCGAGAGCCAGUUCCUGCUGGAGGCGCCGGGCAGCGCCCGCCUGGCCGAGCUGGCGCCGCUCGUCGCCCGCAUCCACAACGGGCGGCUGAAGGUGCAGCGCCUGUGCUCAGAGAUGGAGGAGCUGGCAGAGCAUGGUAUUUCCUUACCUUACAAUAUGCAAGGACUGACAGAUGAGCAGAUCGAAGAGCUGAAGUUAAAGGAUGAGUGGGCAGAGAAGUGUGUCCCAAGCGGCGGAAGCGUCUUCAGGAAGGAUGAAAUGGGGCGAAGAAAUGGAUUUGCUCCAAAUGAAAAAAUGCAGCAAGUUAUAAAGAAAACAAUAGAAGAAGCCAAGGCAUUAAUCUCUAAGAAACAAGUUCAGGCCAAUGUGUGUGUUAAUAUGGAGACGGUGAAAGAUGCAUUGGAGCAGCUCCGCGGGGCUGUCAUCAUUGUGUAUCCAAUGGGAUUGCCUCCACAUGAUCCAAUUAGGAUGGAGUUUGAAGAUAAAGAAGACUUGUCGGGAACUCAUGCUGGAACUGAAGUUAUAAAAGAAUCAGAAGCACAGUUGUGGUGGGCAGGAAAGCAGUUAGAAGAAACAAAGUUGCUCUCUGACUAUGUAGGCAAAAAUGAGAAAACGACCAUCAUUGUCAAGAUCCAAAAAAAAGGACAAGGAGCUCCGGGGCGGGAGCCUGUGAUCAGCCAUGAAGAGCAAAAAGAGAUGAUGCUGUACUACUACAGGAAGCAGGAGGAGCUGAAGAAACUGGAGGAGGAGGACGACGACUCGUUUCUAAAUGCUGAGUGGGCAGACAACCAUGCUCUGAAAAGGCAAUUUCACGGUGUAAAAGACAUCAAAUGGGGUCCAAGAUGAAGCUCUGCAAGCCCCUUCUUAAGCUGCUCGGUUGAUGCUCUUGUUUGAAGCAAGGGGUUGUGUUGUGUGUGGUAGAUACUUCUGACAGCAGCUGAAAUUGUCACUUCUGUGGCCUUAGAUGUUCAAUAAACGUUUGUAUUUCUCUGUAACUGCAGCAGCACUUUCCUCUGCAAAGAAAUGGACAAAUUCUCUUGACAUUUGGUAUUUUAUUAGAAACUUGUAAUUUGGAUAUGGAAAUGUCAAUCUCUUUCAUAGGUAAGAAAUGUAGUAAAUAUGCACUGGAAUGUU
Messenger RNA from Passer domesticus (house sparrow), 1358 nucleotides. It is a transcript of the gene CFAP298, whose product is annotated as cilia and flagella associated protein 298. Bases 198 to 1070 code for a protein of 290 amino acids. The record is from RefSeq and is a predicted model, not a curated record. Gene Ontology annotation, biological process: regulation of cilium movement. NCBI's taxonomy places the organism in Eukaryota, Metazoa, Chordata, Aves, Passeriformes, Passeridae. The transcript has 7 exons.